Molecule: messenger RNA, 1704 nt
Organism: Oncorhynchus nerka (sockeye salmon)
Lineage: Eukaryota; Metazoa; Chordata; Actinopteri; Salmoniformes; Salmonidae
Exons: 1
Coding region: 1-1704 (567 amino acids)
Source: RefSeq, a predicted model, not a curated record
AUGAUCUGUUACCCUACCGACCACUGCCCUACCCCCCACUGCCCUACCCCCCACUGCCCUACCGACCACUGCCCUACCGACCACUGCCCUACCCCCACUGCCCUACCGACCACUGCCCUACCCCCCACUGCCCUACCCUACACUGCCCUACCCCACACUGCCCUACCCCCACUGCCCUACCCCCACUGCCCUACCCCACACUGCCCUACCCCCCACUGCCCUACCGACCACUGCCCUACCCCCCAUUGCCCUACCCCCACUGCCCUACCCCCCACUGCCCUACCCCCCCACUACCCUACCGACAACUGCCCUACCCCCACUGCCCUACCCCCACUGCCCUACCCCACACUGCCCUACCCCCACUGCCCUACCCCCCACUGCCCUACCCCCACUGCCCUACCGACCACUGCCCUACCCCCACUGCCCUACUCCACACUGCCCUACCCCCCACUGCCCUACUCCACACUGCCCUACCCCCACUGCCCUACCCCCACUGCCCUACCCCACACUGCCCUACUCCACACUGCCCUACCCCCACUGCCCUACUCCACACUGCCCUACCCCCACUGCCCCCCCCACUGCCCUACCCCCCACUGCCCUACUCCACACUGCCCUACCCCCACUGCCCUACUCCACACUGCCCUACCCCCCACUGCCCUACCCCCCACUGCCCUACCCCACACUGCCCUACCCCCCACUGCCCUACCCCACACUGCCCUACCCCCACUGCCCUACCCCACACUGCCCUCCUCCACACUGCCCUACCCCCCACCCACCGCCCUACCCCCCACCCACUGCUCUACCCCCACUGCCCUACCCCACACUGCCCUACUCCACACUGCCCUACCCCCACUGCCCUACACCCCACUGCCCUACUCCACACUGCCCUACCCCCACCCACUGCCCUACUACACACUGCCCUACCCCCACCCACUGCCCUACCCCCACUGCCCUACCCCCACCCACUGCCCUACCCCUCAAUGCCCUACCCCCACUGCCCUACUCCACACUGCCCUACCCCCCACCCACUGCCCUACUCCACACUGCCCUACCCCCACCCACUGCCCUACCCCCACUGCCCUACCCCCACCCACUGCCCUACCCCCAAUGCCCUACCCCUCACUUCCCUACCCCCACUGCCCUACCCCCCACCCACUGCCCUACCCCCCAAUGCCCUACUCCCCACUGCCCUACCCCCCACUGCCCUACCCCCCACCCACUGCCAUACCCCCCAAUGCCCUACCCCCACUGCCCUACCCUUCACUGCCCUACCCCCCACUGCCCUACUCCACACUGCCCUACCCCCACUGCCCUACUCCACACUGCCCUACCCCCCACUGCCCUACUCCUCACUGCCCUACCCCUCACUGCCCUACCCCCACUGCCCUACCCCCCACCCACUGCCCUACCCCACACUGCCCUACUCCACACUGCCCUACCCCCCACCCACUGCCCUACCCCUCACUGCCCUACCCCCCACUGCCCUACGCCACACUGCCCUACCCCCACCCACUGCCCUACCCCCACUGCCCUACCCCCACCCACUGCCCUACCCCCACUGCCCUACUCCACACUGACCUACCCCCACUGCCCUACCCCCCACCCACUGCCCUACCCCACACUGCCCUACCCCCACCCACUGCCCUACCCCACACUGCCCUACUCCCCACUGCCCUACCUCCUACCCCCCUUGUGGAGAUCUGA